CGACGAGGGUCUUUACAGUAACAGCGAGAUCCAAAACUAGUCUAGCUACGCCCUAAGGUUAUUGCAUCAUUGACGUAGAGAUGGCAAAACGAGAUCAUUUUGAUGUGCUGAUUGUUUGUCCUCAGGAGUCAGAGCUGCAGGCUGCACGUCACGUGUUUGAACACAAGACAAACAGCAAGUUUGAAGGAGCUCACACUGAUCUCCCUUACAACCUUCGUUUAUGUCGUGGGUGGAAUGAUUUGCCUUUGAAUGUUGCCAUGGUGGCUCAGGUGGGUUCGGGUCAUAUUGAGUGUACGAAGCUUGUUCCUGAUCUGGCAAAACAUUUUACUGUUGGUUUGAUUGCAAUGACGGGCACUUGUACUGGAGAAGAAGACAAGUACAGAGGAAUAGAAUAUGGGACAGUUGUGGUUGGCAACAGAACAACAACAGAAUGUGGAGGGUUAGAGAAGGAAGAUGGAACAGUUCAAUCUCGUGUUUGUUACAAGGAAUUGGACAAACGGCUUUCUCCUGCACUGAAUGAGCUUGUGGAAAUGAGAGAAAGUCACAAGUGGUCAUCAUAUGUUCCUGCUGUAGUAUAUCGUGCCAGUCCACGAUAUGUGAAGGAGCUGCUGUUAGAGUGUGUGUUAGAUAAUGAAGGUAUCAGUAAGAGAAAACUUCUUACAGUUGUGGAAUCCAAACGUUUAAGUUUGACCAAACUUGACAUUGAUGAGGUGCUAGACAAGAUGCAGAAGGAGCAUGAGCCAUUGGUAUGUGUAGAAGGCAAGCGACGGCAAUACAAGGCAACCGAAGCAGGAGAGUUGUAUGCUAAUGACCAAACGGGAUUUACACUUGAAGACAAAACUUUUACUGUUGUAUUUGCAUCAAUAGGAUCAGUUUUCAUGGACACUGAGAGACUUGACAUGACAAAAGUGAGACAACGAAUGGGAGAUCACGACAUCAAAGCUAUUGAUAAAGAAGCUCAUUCAUUCAUGGAACAAGCGACAGACAGUUUCAGUCCUGGAUUAGCUGUUGUGAUGAAGGGAAUAUGUGACUACGGAAGUGAGAGCAGCAAACUGAUGUAUUUUGAAGCUUAUGCUGCUGCCACUCCAGCUGCAUUUCUGAGACAUUUCAUCACUGAAAAGAAGUCUGUGAUCAGUUCUGGGUCAUUGCAGGCUCAGCUGUUUGAUUUGUGUGACAUUGUGGGUGAGAAGUGGCGUGAUUUGGCCGAUCGUCUCAAGAUGAGCAGAUAUGAUGUUGAGAUGAUAGAACUGGAGGUUCAUACAAAGAAGGAACGAGCAUUUAUGAUGCUAUGCAAAUGGCAGUCGAUGGUAGGAGACAAUGCAACUGUAGAGAAGGUAAAAGCUGAACUAAAAGAGAUUGAAGAGCAGAAGAAGGAAGAAGCCAUUGCAAGUAUAGUGUUUCCCAAUGAGCUAAUGGAAGAAAAGCAAUUUUGUGGUCGCAAGAAAGAGUUGACAAUUUUGUCCAACACAAUGUGGGGAGAAAAGGCUGCACAAGUGUCUACGUCAUUGAAAUUCUGCUGUGUGGUGAUCAAAGGAAUGGGCGGAGUGGGGAAAUCCUCUUUGGCAGCCAAAUAUGCAUUUGAAUGUAAACAUCUGUAUAGUGAUGGAGUGCUGUAUUUCAAUGCAGAAUCAUGGGCAACACUGACAAACUCAGUCAUACACAAUCUCACAGUUUUGUCUUUAAGUUUUCCUUCUGUUUCACGUUCUCAAAGUCGAUUUGAUGAGCUAAAGAGCAAUCCAUUAGAAGACAAGAAUGCAGUGCUGCUUAACCACAUUUCCAAGCUUCCUAAGAUGUUGCUGGUGUAUGAUGGUGCAGAUGAUCUCUCUUUUCUGCCUAAAAUUCUUCCUCGUUCAACUGCUCGUGUGCAUGUAUUGAUCACAACUCGAUGUGAUGAUUGUUGUGUGUUACAGAAAUCACUAAAUCAUGUCAUCUCUCUUGGUUGUUUGGAAGCCGAAGAUGCCGUGGCAGCCGUAGCCAUGUGGUCUGGUCGUCAACCAUCCAACAGUCAAGAAACAGCGGCAGCCACCAAAUUGUCAGUUGAAUCUCCCAUAGAAAAGCUACCAAUUGCUCUUGCUCAUGCAGGCACGUAUAUGCGAAAGGCACAUCUAAGUUAUGAGGAAUAUUACAAACUGUUGAAAAGAAAUGAAGUUGAACUUGAGGGUUUGGCAUUGGAUCUUGACAAACUGUUGCAUUACUUUAGAGCAAGUCGUCUACGUGAAGUGCUAAUGAAAGCUGAUGUAACUCAGCCUCCUGAUUUGAAACGGUUGAGUGACAGGAAUAUUGAUGAGUUGGAUAUAAGUGAACGUGACAAAAAUGUUGUAAAAAAUGUGAGAAAUUUUAUGAUGUCUUGUAGUCAUGCUCAUCUGACGUGGCAGAUGGACAUUGAGUUGGUUGCAAGAGAGAAUGCCAAAGCGUUGUCUCUACUUGAAUAUGCAUCAUUUUUGUCUUCAAGAGACAUUCCAGAGAAGCUGGUUCGUCCUCUUGUGUUUGGUGAAUGUGCCAAUUAUGAAUACAGUUUGUGUGUCUCAAGUUUGUCUUCACACAAUUUAGUUGAAUGGCACGAGACAGCAGAAGGUUACACUUUGAAUAUUCAUGCAUUGGUGCAAUCAACAGUGAUGGAACGUGUCAAGCAGCAACCAGAUGAGUUUGAACGUAAAAUAACUGAUGUUUGUAAAAAUAUGCUGUCUCAUAUACCGGACACUGAAAUGGACUUAAAUUGUGUUCCAAGUGAUGUGCGACUUCAACUUUCUUCUCACUUGUGUUCAUUGGCUAAGUAUGUAUUGGUAGCUGAUGUAGAAAUACCAACUUGCUUGCAGUUGGUUAGGUGGACGUGUGCUACAUUUAUGCCGUACCAGUCUCCUGACACAUCAUAUUAUUUGUGUGAAAAAUGGUACCACAAAGUGAUGCAGUUGGAAAGUUUUCCACUUGCUGUCAAACGCGAAUGGCUCAUAGAAGCAAGUAAUCUUUUGAGUAGGGCAUAUUUUCACAAGUCGAAAACAAAGCAAUCGUUAGAUUUGAGUCUGAUAACCAAGAAGAUGAUUGAUGAGUUAAAACCAGAUGAGAAGAAAGAAAUAUAUGAAUGUCAUGUUACAGUGUUGGAGAUUAUUCUUCAUUGCUGUCACCAACUAAAGAAAUUUGAAGAAGAAAAAUUUUAUCUGAAAGAGCUGAUGUUGCUGACGAGAACUUCUGGAGAACAACUUGGAGCUGAAUUUUCUUUAACUAAAUGCAACAUGGCAGAGAGCUACUUUAAGAGGGGUGAACAAGACAAAGCAAUGAAAUUAUGCCAACAAGUGAUGGAAAAGUUAAAUGAUAUGGAGGAGUACGAUGAGAUAAUAGUGACAUCAAUAUUAGCAAGAUGUUUUUUAUCUUUUGGAGAAUUUGAAAAAGCAGAUGAUUUAUUGGAUAGGUCAUGGAAAUUGCUUUCCAGAGUUGAUUAUUACAAUUCUAUUUAUGAGCGUCAUGUGGUCAUGUGUCUCAAGUGUGACUGUGAGAUUACAAGACCUAAUGGAUCAAAACACAAGCUUACUGAAGCAUUGGAAAUGGCAAAAUCAGCUUUGUCUAUUGCUCAGUCUUUCCUACCAUCAGAAAGUUCAGAGAGUUUCUGUUGUAAACUGCUCAUUGCUAGAUGUAACAGGAAAUUAGAAAACAUGGAAACAUGCAUUGAACAACUGAAAGAGAUGAGGAAUGUUGAGGGGGCAAACAUGCCUGAUUCACGUAGCAAUGUGUGUAGAGUAAUAAGAGAAUUAGGAAGCAUACAUGAGGAGAGAGGUGAUUUAGUUGAAGCUCUGGCAUGUUAUAAGGAAGUAUUAGAGCUGUACCAGCAGGAGGACAUUUCUUAUCAUGUGGACAUUGCUGAUACUCUCAUGUUGAUUGGUGCAAUAUAUUAUAAGAUGGGCAACAUCACUAAAGCUGUAAAGCAUUUAGAGCAGUCUAUAGAAUUUAGAGAACAGAAGCAGUUAUCACAUUGUGGUGAAGCUGGUCAAUGUUAUAAAAUUCUUGGAAUUUGUCAUUUACCGACAGUAGAAAGACAGACAACAUUUGAACAAAAACUACAAAUUUUUUAUCAAGCACGAGAGGCAUAUACUAAAUCUCUCAACAUACUGUUAUUUUAUUCAAAUUGUGAUCAAGAAAUAUUGGAUGUGUUGAGGCGUCUUGCUGCUACAUAUGACAUGAAAAUUGAUGAAAAGACUAUAGAUGAGAAGGCCAUUAUGCUAAAACUAAUAGCAAGGAAAGCAUAUACUUGGAGAGAUUAUGCCAGAGCUAAAGAUUUGUUCUACAUGCAGAUGAAAGUUGAAGCUGCUACAAUGGUUUUACAGCCAGUACAAAAAGCUAUUGCGCUGCACGACAUCGGUUUGUGUCAGAUACGUCUCUCACAGUUGAACGAAGCUGAGGAAACAUUUACUGAAUCACUGAGAAUUGCUCAAUCUCUGAGACCAGAAGAGCAUCAAGGUUUACAGAUUUCAUCCAUCAAAAAUCUGCUUGGACUAGUUUGGAUGCUGAAGUACUUUAGAACGUUAGAUUAAGGUACAGACUUGUUAGUAACACAAUACAGUCACAAGAUUGAUGAAGUGUAUUUUACAGUUAGUGCUGAUUGUCAUAUGUCUAUAUGUUUGUUUGCUUUUUGUCUGCUUAUUGAUAUCAAAUAUAUUCUAAACUUUAUAGACAAUAAUGAUUUACAUUUUAUCUCAAA
Molecule: messenger RNA, 4690 nt
Organism: Corticium candelabrum
Lineage: Eukaryota; Metazoa; Porifera; Homoscleromorpha; Homosclerophorida; Plakinidae
Exons: 19
Coding region: 81-4523 (1480 amino acids)
Biological process (GO): signal transduction; nucleoside metabolic process
Molecular function (GO): catalytic activity; ADP binding; protein binding
Source: RefSeq, a predicted model, not a curated record